AUGUCCACGGAGUCUCUGCCAUCAUCGGCUGAGCCAUCCGACUCUGUGCCCACGCCCGCCACCGACAACAACAACAACACCACCACCACCAACAGCACUCCUGCUGCUGCUGCCACUACCGACAACAACAACAACAUCAUCAUCAUCAACGGGUCGGCGGCUCGCGGUAAGUCUCGCCAUGCCGCAACGCCCUCUAAGCCUGACAAGCCCGAAGAGGCCAAGACAGUCAACGGCGCGCACUCGCAGCCCAUGACUGCCUCCGACUCGACCUCGUCCGAGGUGACUGCUGUCAUGGAUGCUGCCGGCGCUCCUUACAGCACCCGGUCGCGCGGCCGCAAUGGCGCCCAGCGUCCCAACUAUGCCGAGGACAUUGAAAUGGACUUUGAAUUGGCCAGUCCUGCCCCGGCCGCUACCAAACCUGCCUCUGGCUCGGCUAAGCGUAAUAAUCAUAGCCAGAACCAGAGUGCCAAUGGCUCUCCGUCAAGACUGGCCGACAGCGAAAAAGGUCCCGCGGCCAGCACCCGCAAGAACCAGGCCCAGCCCAAUGCCGCUGCAAAGGACGCGAUUCCCGGCACCUCAACGUUCUCCGCCAGCGUCUCCAGCAAUGGCGGCUCAGCGGCUUCGGCAACGACGCGGAAGCGAAAGCAGCCACCCAACGGGGCCGCCCCCAAUGGCUCUGCAAAGAGGCAGCUCACCACCGCAUCUAGUCCCAAGCGCGACAUUCGCCUUUCAAACAUGAUGACGUUUGAAAACUCCGGCGCGCGCUUGAAGAAUGGGAAGCUCAAGGCCGACGAUGGCACCGUUCUCGAAGUGAAUGAUCAUGUCUAUUUGAUUUGCGAGCCCCCAGGCGAACCAUACUACCUGGGUCGCAUCAUGGAAUUUCUCCCCGCAAAAGGGAACUCAUCCGGCCCCGUCGAGAUGGUCAGGGUCAACUGGUACUACAGACCCAAGGACAUUCAACGCAGAGUGCCAGAUCCGCGCCUAGUCUUUGCGUCAAUGCAUUCCGACCCAUGUCCUCUCUCAUCGCUUCGAGGAAAGUGCACUAUCAAGCAUGUUUCUGAAAUCACGAGUCUAGACGACUAUCGCAGAUUAAAAGACAGCUUCUGGUACGACAAAAUGUUUGAUCGAUACAUGCAUCGCUACUACGAGGUUGUGCCGACAAAGGACGUGAUCAAUGUACCGAGCCACGUCAAGAAGGUUCUCGACGAGCGAUGGAAAUUUGUGCUAUGCGAGCCGGCACGAAAGAAGGAGCUUACUGGCGCCGUCAAAACGUGUAUCAAGUGCGGGCUAUAUGCUGCUAGUGCCGAGUCGGUGGACUGCGCCGUGUGCCACAAUACUUAUCACAUGAACUGCGUGAGGCCGAAAUUGACGAAGAAGCCAGCGCGCGGAUUUGCUUGGGCGUGCGCUUUGUGCAGUCGCGCGCAAGAGCGGAAACUAGAGGCGCGCAACACUCCCUUGAUCGGUGAGGCUCUACCAGAGGUGGAAGAGGAUCUCCCUGAAGAAGAGGAGGAAGAGCCCGCCUCGAAUGGCACUGCCGUUGCAACUGGACGAAGUAGCCCUGCAAUUGAUGACAGCAAGAAACCUGCGCCUGCUACGGCCGCUCAAAUCGCCCAAGCGAAAAUGUGGCCGUACCGAUAUUUCGGCAUCCAUUGUCAAUUGGAAGAUGCGCUGGACUAUGACGACCGCAUCUAUCCUCGAGCAAGCUCUCGUAUCGGCACACGGCAUCAGGCGAUCGUUAGCCCAUGGUAUGGCAAGCCUGUUGAGUACGUCAAACCACUUGAUCCGAGAAAAAAAUCGAAAGCCUCGGGUAAAGGUGGAACCAGCAAAUUGUCCAAGGAGACGCAAGCCGCUAUCGAGGCUGAAAAGCAGGACAGACUGAAGCGUCCGUGGGUCAUGGAUGAGCCUCCGGGUUACAUACGCCGAGGCGAGGAUGAACCAGUUCCGCUCAAUGGCAAAGAAGUCCGCACCGCAGAUUUACACUUCAAGUUGCCUGAGCCCAACCAGAUUCCCUCUUCUAGAGGCGAGGACGACUUUCCAGCGCCAGAAUUGAGCCUUGAAGACCGGGAGAAAUUUAUCGACGAAUACAUGAUCAAAGCUAGGGAUCUUGCGGCCGAGAGAGGCCUUCCCAAGUAUCACACAAACUUCUUGGACAAGGCUCUGGAGUAUCUUUAUUCAGAGAGCUUCAACGUGGACGCUGCACUCAAGCGCCUCAAAAAGGCAGAUCUUUACAAGGAGCUUAAAGAACCGAAGCUUAACAAAGAGCAAAAGGCGCUGUUUGUCGAAGGUGUUUCUAAAUUCGGUUCCGAAUGGCUUAACAUUCGCAGGUACAUUGGAAAUAUCGAGCCUCGACACGUCGUCCGUUAUUAUUAUAUGUGGAAAAAGACACCCGAGGGUCGUAAAGUCUGGGGAAGCUACGAGGGACGCCGUGGAAAGAAAGAGGCUAAGCGAGCGGAUGCUUCGUCUAAAUUACUAGAUGAUAUCGCUGAUGAACACGAUGAUUCGGCAUUUGACAACGACAAGGCAAAUGAGAAAAAGCGCGGUUUCCAGUGCAAGUUCUGUCUGACUCGCUCUUCUCCUCAGUGGCGUCGUGCUCCUCUUACAACUCCUGGUGCUACUGUGCCAGCCGAACCCACCUCCUCGUCAUCGUCGUCAAAGAAGGGGGAUAAAAGCGUCCAACUCGCCGUGGCGCUGUGUCAUCGAUGCGCCAUCAUGUGGAGGAAGUACGCUAUCGAGUAUAAAGACGCCGAUGAAUUAGCGAAGAAACUUCAAGCCAGUGGGAACAAAGCCUGGCGUCGCAAGUUGGACGAGGAGUUGAUGACUCAAAUGCUAGUUUCAGACGAGACGCCAGCCGCUGCUGCUGCUGUACCAACAGGGGCCGGCGCGAACGGGUCUUUAGCAGCUGAGACCACAACGGAGCCAGCUAAGAAGAAAGCACGAACGCUACUAGAUAAGGAUAGUGCGAGCACAUCGGCUAGGAACUCCGUCGAGCCACCUCCCAAGAAGAAGGUAGUUGAGAAACUCGUUGAACCCGCACCCAUCAUUCCAGAUCCGCCGCGUGCAAAGACACUACCAUGUGCAGUUUGCAAAAAGAUCGAUUCUACUGGAGAGAGCAGCGUUACAUGCAAAGAUUGUCGACUUACGGUCCACCGAGGCUGCUAUGGAAUUGAGCCUGAGAGUUGCCACGCAAAAUGGCUCUGUGAUAUGUGUUCGAACGACCGCAAUCCAAUAGUUUCGACGCGCUAUGAAUGUGUUCUGUGCCCUGUCACUUUAACGGAACAGGAGUUGAUGGAAGCACCCAAGUCGACGACGAAUCAUAAGAAGAAAUCUGAACGAGACCGUGAGAAGGAAAGAUUGGAGAAGGAAAUGGUUCUAGAAGCCAUUAAGCUUUACCAGCAGCGACAAGAAGCUGUGUGCAAGCCUAUCAAUCCACGGGAGCCAUUGAAGCGGACUGUGGGCAACAACUGGGUUCACGUCAAUUGUGCGGUCUGGAAUCCAGAGAUCAGGUUCGGAAGAGCGGAGGAGCUGGAGCCAGCAGAAGGCUUUGGUCUUAUUUCUCGAGAACGCUACCGAGAAACGUGCAAACUCUGCAAGACUUCGAACGGAGCUUGUGUUUCGUGCCAUUACCCGGGUUGUAAUGCCAAGUUCCAUGUCGGAUGUGCGCUUCGUGCAAGUUACAUAUUUGGCUUUGAUGUAACGCCGGUCAAAGGGUCGCGCAAGGACUCGACUCUUAUUAUGAAAAUCGGUGGGGAGGCUGGAUUAGUGGUACCGAGCAUCUGGUGUUCCUCGCACGCCGUGCAGACGAUUGUUCAUGAUAUCAGCGAGCCCACUGAUCAUGAGGGACAGAGUGCUUUGGAGCUUUACGUGCGAACUUACAAGCAAGCCGAUCUCAGCUUGACAGGAACCGUUCGCAAAGCCGCGCAUGUACCGCAGCAACAGCAGGUUCAUCCUGUAUCUCAAAGCAAUGGUUCCCAUCGACGAACUUCUACCAUCAACAGCACUACCGGUGGUCCAGCAAGCAUGGGCGAGAGGAGGAAUUCUACGGCCACGAUUCAGGAUACUACAACGGAAGCUGUUUCGACUAGUGCUCCUGCACCAGAACCUGCACGCCUGUCAAUUGGAGGCAAAUCGUGCGUCUAUUGCCAAACAAAUUACAGCCCUCGAUGGUGGCGGGUCGACAAUCAAUACAAGGGCGGCAUGGUUACCAACGGCAUGGGUCAUCUAGUGAAUGGUGGUGCACCACCUAUGCACUCGCGCACCAUGUCGUCGACAUCAGGGCCCUACAUAAUGAACGGCGAUUACACCAAGCAGAAUGAUGUCUAUGAAUGUCACAAGUGUCAUAUUAAAAGGCCAACACCGCCACCUCACACCUCACCCGAAACAUACCAAACCUUCCCUACUCAGCCUGCAUCGCUAGUUCCUAUUCAACCUGCACUACGACAGGCUGAGUACUCGCCAUUUAUGUCUCAUGGACAUCCGGGUGCACAGAAUAUGUUGGCAGGCCGUCCUCAUCCUGGUCACCCUGCGCUGCCAGGUACAGCUCCAGCUCCAGCUCCCACGGGCCCUGAGUGGUACAGUAGUUACGACAAGCAACCUGGUCAUGGGCUUAAUAGCACGGGACGCCACUCCAAUGGGUUUGGUCAGCAUGGUCCCUUUCCUUCACCGGGCCCAUUGCCUCAUUUGAAUGGCUACGUUAGUGGACCAGCGCCGGCUCCGGGAGGUACACCUGCGUCUACACCAUCUCACAGCCAUGGACCAAGCCACCUCGGACCUCCUCCAACAACCACUCAUCACCCGGGACCAGGACACUAUGGAAGCAUGCCAUCCACCUUACCGCCGCCACCACCGCCGCCGCCGCAUUCAUAUGUCGGUUCUGGGUAUGGACCACCGCCUAUGCCGUCGCCGCAUGUACCCCCAGCGCGGCCGUUUGGGACUUCGAUGUCACCGCCUGAUCUACACGCGAGCAUUGUGCAUCAUUCGCCAUCUCACGGGCUCAAUGCGGGGCCACCGCCUCCUCCGCAGCGACCGCGCAUGUACUCUGUUGACCGGCUGGGACAGUCGCCUUCGAUGAUGUCCAAGGUCGGAGAUCAGCUGCCAGGUCCGUCAAGUUUAUCGGAUGAGCGACCUCCUAGCAGCGGGCGAUACUCUGUUGCGGGUGCAAGUGCAGGUCCCAGCGGAACGAACGCGAGCAACACGAAUGGCAGUAGCGGAGCCAGCGCAAGUCCGUCACUGAAGAAUCUACUUUCUUGA
Molecule: messenger RNA, 5247 nt
Organism: Talaromyces atroroseus
Lineage: Eukaryota; Fungi; Ascomycota; Eurotiomycetes; Eurotiales; Trichocomaceae
Exons: 3
Coding region: 1-5247 (1748 amino acids)
Biological process (GO): histone catabolic process
Cellular component (GO): Lid2 complex
Molecular function (GO): chromatin binding; ubiquitin-protein transferase activity
Source: RefSeq, a predicted model, not a curated record